CGUCGUCGCGGGUGACUCGCCGGCGGGCUGGAAGGAGGCAGCGCCUAGAGGUUUUUCAGUGGAGGCUGUGGAACUGUUCUUCCUUGGCUCCUGCUCUGUCAGAUCAACUAUGGAACAUGCUGAAGAACAUGAAGCAUGUCUUGAGCAAACCCAGAGGUAUUGUGUGGAGAGACCAAUAUAUAACCAAGAGGUCUUGCAAGGACAGCUGCACAGACGAGAAAGAACACGUCAGACUUUAAGACAGAAGAUUGCACAUUCUUGUCGUUGUUCUUCUAAGAAAGCCAAGUCUCACCUUUACAGUUUCUUACCAAUUUUAAAAUGGCUUCCCCGUUACCCAGUGAAGGAAUACUUAUUAGGAGACAUUAUCUCAGGUAUAAGCACUGGAGUUAUGCAGCUUCCUCAAGGUUUAGCCUAUGCUUUGCUGGCAGCUGUUCCCCCAGUAUUUGGCCUAUACUCUUCGUUUUAUCCUGUCUUUCUAUAUACUUUUUUUGGAACUUCCAAGCACAUAUCAAUAGGCACCUUUGCUGUGAUUAGUAUGAUGGUUGGUGGCGUUGCUGUGAGACAAGUGCCUGAUGAAAUGAUUUCUGUAGGCUAUAAUUCUACUAACGUUACAGAUUCCCUUGAAUAUUACAAUGCUAGGGAUACCAAGAGGGUACAGGUAGCUGUGACUCUCGCCUUUCUUUCAGGAAUUAUCCAGUUGUGUUUAGGUCUCCUUCGAUUUGGAUUUGUAGCCAUCUAUCUAACGGAGCCUCUGGUGCGAGGUUUUACUACUGCUGCUGCGGUUCAUGUCUUCACUUCUCAGUUAAAGUAUCUCCUUGGCAUUAAGACUAACCGAUACAGUGGACCCCUCUCAGUUGUAUAUAGCAUAGCUGCUGUGCUUUCAAAAAUAACAACGACCAAUAUUGCUGCAUUGAUUGUUGGAUUAACAUGCAUUGUUCUAUUGUUGAUUGGCAAGGAGAUCAAUCUCCGGUUUAAGAAGAAGCUCCCAGUUCCUAUUCCUAUGGAGAUCAUUGUGGUAAUUAUUGGCACAGGAGUUUCAGCUGGAAUGAAUCUGAGUGAGUCAUACAGAGUGGAUGUUGUUGGGAAUAUUCCUCAAGGGUUACGUGCACCAGCAGUUCCCGAGAUUCAGCUCAUCCCAGCAAUAUUUGUGGAUGCAGUAGCAAUAGCAAUAGUUGGAUUUUCAAUGGCUGUAUCAAUGGCCAAGAUCUUUGCCCUUAAACAUGGUUACACCAUUGAUGGGAAUCAGGAACUUAUUGCCUUGGGAAUAUGCAACUCUGUGGGGUCAUUUUUCCAAAGCUUUUCAGUCACUUGCUCAAUGUCUCGGAGUCUUGUUCAGGAAAGCACUGGUGGAAAAACUCAGAUUGCAGGUGCUCUCUCUUCAAUUAUGGUUCUGUUGGUAAUUGUGGCUAUUGGAUACCUCUUUGAACCGCUUCCACAGACAGUGCUAGCUGCAAUUGUCAUGGUGAACCUGAAAGGAAUGUUUAAACAGUUUGGAGAUGUCGUGCAGUUCUGGAGAACCAGUAGGAUUGAGCUGGCCAUCUGGGUGGUAGCUUUUGUGGCUUCUCUUUUCCUGGGACUAGACUAUGGUUUGCUUACUGCAGUAGCAUUUGCAGUGAUAACCGUUAUUUACAGAACACAAAGCCCUCAGUACAGAAUCCUUGGUCAGAUUCCUGACACUGACAUCUACUGUGAUGUGGAAGAGUACGAAGAGGUUAAAGAAUAUCCUGGAAUAAAAAUAUUUCAAGCUAAUGCAUCACUGUAUUUUGCCAAUAGCGAGUCAUAUACAAGUGCACUGAAGAAAAAGACUGGAGUGGACCCUUGUGCCAUAUUAGCAGCAAGGAGAAAAGCCCAGAAGAGGCAUGCCAGGGAAAGAAAGGCGGCAAAUGAACUCAGAAAGCAAGCUGUAUUGAAACUAGUGAAUUCUUCGACUAAUGACGUGGAAGCAAGUGUAAAACAUGAGAUAGCAAAUGAUGAGUUACCUGUAAAUGGAAAAUUUGCAUCUGCAGAUGCUAGUGUACAAGACAUGUCUCCUGAUGAACAUGAACAUUUUGUGGAGCCCAAAACAAACAUCCACUCGUUAAUUCUGGAUUUCACCCCGGUGAACUUUGUGGAUUCAGUUGGAGCAAAAACAUUAAAAUCAAUUAUAAAAGAAUACAAAGAAGUUGGUGUCUGUGUCUGUAUUGCCAGCUGUAGCGGCCCUGUUAUGAAUGAGCUGACAAGACUGAAUUUUUUUGAUAACACUGUAACAAGAGCGUUGCUGUUUCACAGUAUUCAUGAUGCUGUCCUUGCUUGCCAAGUGAAAGACGAGUCUGCUUCACAGACUGAUUUUGACCUCUGAAGAGUGGCAUCGAGCAGAAUGGAAGCCAGAUUUACGCUGAUGGAGACUCUUUCUGAAUAUUUAAUUUGCACAGUUUAAAGAGAGCCUAAGGCUGUUUGUAUCUACGGGUAUAGGGUGGUGCUUACUUUCUGUAGGAAGAGCGGAUAAGGAGUUGGAAGCCUUCGUGCUCUUGAAUUUUUUCCUUCAAUCAGGGUAUAGCCUUCCAACAACAUACAAGCACAAAAUUAUGCAGGACAAGAAAAUUCAGUGUAUUCUGCUACAAUCAGAAUCUGAUAGACAAGGUGACAUUCCUAUUGCUGUUGAGAAAAUGGGCACUUUAACUCACUACGAGGUGGGAUCUUGCAGGAAGUAACUGUUCUGCAAUUGCAAUGCACUGUACCAGUGUCUUUAAAGAACUUUCUCAGGUGACUUUUAAAGCCUGAUGUCAACACCUGCAUACAACAGAUUCGUAUAAAUUAUAAUGAUCUGCCAGCUGGAUUAAUGAAUUCACACUGGUGGCAUUUAGCUGCUACUCUUUUUAAACCUGGAUGGUACAGUUAUUUUUUUAAAAUAUCUAACCUGUCUCAACUAUACUCAGCUCUUCAUUGCCUGAACAUUUUCACUCUAAGUGAACUUCAAAUUAGAAACUGUUUGAUUAUUACAUUAGCAAUAUGGUACUUUCACUGCCAAAACCUAGUUAUGCUUUCUAGAAAAGAAUACAGUUGAUUUUAAGCUAAAAUUAAUUUAGCUUCAAAGUUUGAAGACAAAACUGGUUUAAGGCAGGAGUGAAGCCUAUCAAAAUUAAAUUAAGAACUGAUGCCCUACAUGCAGUCUCUUAAGCUGGAAUAAAAAUGUAGACAAGGUCUAAAGCCUCAGUGGUCCAAAAAAAGAGAAGUACUUUUCUGUUGCCUGAGAGAUCUUCCUACCAGCAGUGCUGCUUCUGCCUCAGCUUUUAAGUGCUUUGAGAAAUAGAUUUCAAUAGAACUCAAAAAUGUUAUGUGUUUGGGUUUUUUUAAAAGAAAUAGUAGUGUGGGGUUUUCUUCUAUUGUCUUCAUGACCUGGCCGCUGUGGUACUGCUUAACUUCCGGUGUGAGACAAAAAACAUGGACGUAAUUCAAGCAAAAGAAAGGAAUCUUCAAUGCCUGUAUUUCCCCAACCACUAUCAAUCUGAGCAGACGUAGGAACCUAAAAGUGUUUCUCUGUAGGUUAUUUGACAGCACAGGGAAGUGGAGCAUCAGUGACAUUUCAUUUAGCACCCUCAAAUCAAAGGUCCUGGGCGUAAGGGAAUUCAAACGACUUCCUCUCUUCUGAAUGCGGAACUUAAUACUUCUAUCUUGCUUCGAGCCGUGUUGUGAUUAGGGCUUGCUUCAGGUAAACCAAGUUUCCCAAGAACUGGGGGCAGUCAGGGAAGAUGUUUUAUUUCCUCAGACUCCCGUGCCAAUAGGGAUAGGAAGCGUUCUGCAUCACAAAUUACUGCUUAGCUGGAGUUCAAAGGAUGAAUUGAAUGCAUCUUCAGACACUGUGCGUGUUGGUUAAACAACUUCUGGUGCAUUUUAUAAUGUUAAGUAGUUUAACAAGCCUUUGUAUCUACAUACAGUAUAUUUUUCUACUUUCAGCUUGUCGCAGCUUCAGUUUUUAACUAUGUAGUCUCUUCAUGUCAAAAUCCUGUCAACUUCUACAAUAAAGUGACGAUCAUGACUU
Messenger RNA from Gymnogyps californianus (California condor), 4018 nucleotides. RefSeq names its product solute carrier family 26 member 5 (gene SLC26A5). The coding region runs from base 110 to 2338 and encodes 742 amino acids. Gene Ontology annotation, biological process: transmembrane transport. The transcript is spliced from 19 exons. The record is from RefSeq and is a predicted model, not a curated record. Gene Ontology annotation, molecular function: oxalate transmembrane transporter activity; chloride transmembrane transporter activity; secondary active sulfate transmembrane transporter activity. Gene Ontology annotation, cellular component: membrane. Lineage: Eukaryota; Metazoa; Chordata; Aves; Accipitriformes; Cathartidae.